Mesocestoides corti is the source of this 1446-nucleotide messenger RNA. The record is from the annotation of a GenBank genome assembly. NCBI's taxonomy places the organism in Eukaryota, Metazoa, Platyhelminthes, Cestoda, Cyclophyllidea, Mesocestoididae.
AUGUCACCUUUCUUGGAGUCAGCCUCACCUCCUUGUUGGUUCGAUGCAGCCACCGAUCAGGUGGACAUUCUCGUGAACUUUGAACUCCCCUCUGAGGCUGUGAAAGGUGACUCCGAUGUCUCACUUCUCCUGGCUGCAAUAAAAAGGCACCGCAACCCUCGUGACUAUGCCAAGUAUUUGCCUACCAAUGGAAUGGGGAAAAAGUCUCGCAACCGUUUUUUUAAACAACGACACCAAACUGCAGUGAAAAAUCAGUCUGAGGAGCCAGCUACCCUAAGCGUGUCGCGCACCUCUCUUAGGCACCUGCUCGAAUUCCUUCCCGAUAAAGUUUUCCUGGAAGAGGUGUUAAAUCUAGCCUCUGGAAAGGGGGUAGGCUGUGCGUCACCAGUCGUUCAGCUGGGCUCUGUGAAGGUGUCGCGUGCGGCUCCGCUCGCAGUGGCAGGUCGCUACGUCAAGUUGUGCCGCGAUUUACCACAAACCCCCUGGGUUCUUGAUGGAGAACGCAAAUUGGAUUCGUCAGUAGAAGAACUGAUUGCCUCACCGUUGGUCUCCGCGUUUGGACCCGAUACCACCUAUAAUUUCGUCAGCUCGGGGCGCGAGGAUGUUGACGUAAGGUGCUUAGGACUCGGGCGUCCAUUUGUUCUUGAACUGAAUGGUUUCAAUCGAACAUUAUAUUCAAUGCUGAGGACAAAUUCUGCACUUCCCGACGAAAAUGCAGCACUGAAAAAUAGAACUGACGCCGCAAUUUUCGAAGAUGCUAACAAUCUUACUUGGCUUACAGACAUCGUCAAUAAGUCCACAGAUAACCGUGUUUUUGUUCGCGAUUUGCAGAUUGUUCGGGCUGCUGCUGCAAACGCCUCACUAAAGUCUGGCGAAAUUGAAAAAUUGAAGCGCUACCGUGCCGUGUGCUGGUGUUCAGAGGGUGGACUCACCACCGAGCGUGUUCGCCGAAUCGACUCUCAAAUUCGCGCUAUGUCAUGCGACUCUGGGGAAGCUUCAACGCCCUCAAAAGCAGAGUGGCCCCCUACAAAAGUUGCACACCACCCUGAGCUCAAAUGCGACAUGGCAUCUUUAUCUUUAGGAGGAUUUACAAUCAAUCAACUUACUCCUAUCAGAGUUCUCCAUCGACGUGCCUUGAUGUCACGAUCUCGCGAAAUCACUUGGAUUCGUCUCGCAGAUUUUACUAGCAGUGUGCUUUGCGAAAAUGCACCAUUUGCGCUUAAAGAUUUUACGAAGUGGACUGAAGUGUACCCAAAGGAAGAGCUAUUUUUGCUAGAGCUCUGCUGCGAAGCCGGAACUUAUGUCAAGGAAUUGGUCCAUGGCGACUUGGGCCGAACUCAACCCAAUUUGUCUUCUUUACUUGGCUGUCAGGUCGAUCUGCUCGCGCUCGAUGUAAUUGCUGUCGAGCACGACUGGCCUCCACAAAUUUCUCAGCAAAACAAUUAA